GGCUCAGUUCCUGUACUCCAAAAUACUAAGCAACAGGGAUCCUACCCAGGACUCCGAGCGAGAAGAAGAUUCUGAUCCCUUCUGGAGCAGGUUGGGCAAUCUAUAACCCACUGUAGUCCCUUAGGAGGCAUGGGCAAUGACAGAGCUCUGGGCACCCCUCUGUAUCCAGAACCUCUCCUUCCUCCCUUGGGGGCAGUAGUGGCGUGUUUGCUUCACAUCGCUGUCUUUGUCAUAGCUGUGCUAUAUAGCUGUGUACAGAAAUUGUUCCUAGACAAAAAUGAUGAGGGCACGGGCAAAAGGCACAGUAUCUCACAGAAAGAUAAAGGUCAGCAUCUUAAAAAUGGUCCUGCUCCAUGUGACCAAAACGGACCACCCAUCCACCCUGAGAGACUGAAGGACUUUGUGGAAGAAGAAUACCUCAAUGGAGACCUGACCACAUGGGAGAAGAAAGUAGCUGGAAACACAGAGGAAGCACUGAAAAGGGACACUGAGCCAGUGCUUCCAAAAGUGAGGAAGUCCAGUGUGCGACCAAAGAACGAAUUCAUGAGAUUUGAGGACAUCAGUGCAGCGGCCUUCAAAAUCCAAAGUGGCGUUCUGAAAACCCCUUGCAUGUAUUCAAGGAUUUCAAAGCAGUAUGGGGUGGAUAUUUAUCUGAAGAAGGAAUAUUUGCAAUACACAGGCUCGGUCAAGGAGAGGGGAGUGUUGUACCUGCUCACAUCCCUUCAGGAGGAUCAGCAAAGAAAAGGCGUCAUUGUAGCUACAGACAGUAAUUUUGCCAUGGCAGUAGCUUUCCAUGCAGCACAACUACAAAUCCCAGUGUUUGUUAUCAUGUCAGCUGGAACAUCUCCAAACCGGGUCAGAAUAUGUCGGGAUUAUGGGGCCAUGGUUAUCCUUUUUGGACCCACAGCGAGAGAUGCCCAGAGCCAUGCCAGGAGACUGGCACAAGAAAAUGGAUACCUGUAUAUUGAAGAAGAAGACAGUGCUGGAUAUCUCGCUGGCUUGGGAACGGUUGGGCUGGAGAUAUAUGAACAAGUGCCCAGUUUGGAUGCAGUCAUUUUUCCAGCAGGUGGACAUUGUGGGUUACUGGCCGGAUCAGCAGCUGCCCUAAAACACCUGAAUCCAAAAAUCACAGUCAUUGGUGUGGAAAGUGAGAAGUUCCCUAUAGUACAACAGGCAUUAAAAGCUGGACGCAGCUUGACUGAGCAUGACUAUCUUACUCAUCCUUUGUAUGGAGAACUUGGUGGACCUUGUUUUGGUGUCAAUACAAUCAAAUUAACCAAGAAGCUUAUAGACCACAUUAUCUCAGUAAGUGAGGAAGAUGUACUGCUAUCAAUGCUGAGGUUACUAGAAUGCGAGAGGGCUACAGUGGAUGCAGAAGGUGCCAUGGGACUUGCAGCUCUAAUAUCUGGAGCCUUACCAGACCUGAAAGGGAAAAGAGUGGCGGUGGUUGUGUGCAGUGGGAACCUGCCGUUGCCUUUGCUACGUCACUGUCUGGACAGAGCGCUGGUUCUUGAUAAUAGAGUCUGCAAAUUCUCAGUCGUGCUGCCAGAUUUUCCAGGGGAGAUAACCAAGCUCUUGGAAGCCAUUGGUCGAGAAGAUGUCAGGGUGCUGGAUAUGCAAAAGGAAAAUAUUUUCCUGAACAAUGACCUGUUUACUCUAGAGGUAACAUGCCUGGUGGAGACCAGGGAUAAGAACCACUCUUCACAUUUGAGGACUGCUCUAGCAGACAGAUACGCCACCUUAAAAUGGAUAGACCAAUAGGAAGAGAGGAUUGGUCAUGCAGAAGAGAUGUAUGUUCUCACUUUUACUAGGUCUUAUGAUGAAGCCUGCCCAUAGACGGACGCAGUUCUCUUCUAUAAUGAUGGAAAACGAUCACUCAUUACUUUGCAACUUGUCUGACAAGAAAAAGCAGGAAAACAAAGCAGCCCCCUCCUGCCCUCUUCUCAGGUGGAAUAGCAUUGGAUUGACCAGGUUGCUCCUCCUUAGACCCCCAUCAACAAUUCUAUACAACAUUGGCACGUGGACCUGUACACCUGGGAAGCGAAGGUGGACAAUGUAGCCUUUUCAAAUGAAUGCCAUGAGGAUAGCUGCACAGAUCUUCACAUGCAUCCCUGCUUGUACAUCUAUGCAGGACCAAUGUACAGUUUAGAAUUUAGAUGGACGGAAUUUGGAGCCAUGCAUCGGUCCGGCACACAUGUACUCUCCAGCCUCGUACACACGGCCAGUUUUCCCGGCAGGAAAACUGCCAGGAGAGCUUUUGGCCGGGAAAACCGGACAUGUGUAUGCUUCCGCGCAUGUUUUCCCAUCAGGAAAACAGCCGGGAAUCCCAUCGGGAAAAUAGAGAACCUGCUCUC
Molecule: messenger RNA, 2354 nt
Organism: Rana temporaria (common frog)
Lineage: Eukaryota; Metazoa; Chordata; Amphibia; Anura; Ranidae
Product: L-threonine ammonia-lyase-like
Exons: 13
Coding region: 130-1761 (543 amino acids)
Biological process (GO): L-serine catabolic process; L-threonine catabolic process
Molecular function (GO): threonine deaminase activity; L-serine ammonia-lyase activity
Source: RefSeq, a predicted model, not a curated record